Lodderomyces elongisporus is the source of this 3261-nucleotide messenger RNA. RefSeq lists its product as uncharacterized. The transcript is spliced from 2 exons. Bases 1 to 3261 code for a protein of 1086 amino acids. Lineage: Eukaryota; Fungi; Ascomycota; Pichiomycetes; Serinales; Debaryomycetaceae. The record is from RefSeq and is a predicted model, not a curated record.
AUGUCGUCUUUACCACAGCAUUUGACUUUGCCCAGUGCAAGUCCCACCCCAGCAUCCCCAUUCAAUCCAAGAACACAUCGCCACAAACGAUCGCAGGCCAUACUGGGAGAUUUCGGUUUAGGACUAUUCAACAUCAAUGACUCUACAUCGAUUCCACACCACACAGCAUCAUCCACAUCCAUAUACCACCAGCUGGCCCCACCACAAGGAUUAAACACUAGUGAACAUCAUCAUAAUAAUAAUAAUAAUAAUGGUGACAUUGCAGCACAGCAAACCAAUAUCCCCUCGGCGUCUCAAUCAGUACCAAAGGAAGUACCCUUUACACUAACCAGCAACACCAACACCAACACCGACACAGCUAAUAACAAGACAUCAGAAGAAGAUAAUGGGUACCUAGAUAGACAUUUCAAUUUCAACAAUAGACAAGACUUUACAAAUGACCCAACCAUAUCGAAAUACGCAUUCCCCAAGUUUGAAGACUUCCACAACAACAUUAAUAAUAACACUAAUGCAUCUCCAACGGCGACGUACACGACAAAUUUUAGGAAAAACCUUAGCUCACCCAUACAAUUAUCUAAUAAGCUCUCACAAUCAUCAUUGAGACAAAAGACAUCAUUUAAUAUGGCAACAGGCACAAACACAAACACUGGCACAAGCACAAACACAAGCGCAGUGCCCGACGCAAUCAUUGACUUGGACUAUAUCCUCUCUGCAAAUGUAAACAACCACAACCUGGACAUCGACCACGAAACAAACUUUAUGGCCAUGGAUUCAGAACCCAUCUUCAACCAAGAAAUGGACUUUUUGGGCUCUCCCGCAAUUGCCGAGGAAGAUGACUCUGAAUACACUUGCUCCUUGGCCGACGAUAUAAUGGACUUGAAUGACCUGGACGCACCAUCUUUAACGCACCAAGGUAUACAACAACAACAGCAACAACAACAGCAACUACCACCUCUCUCACCACCACGAUCAGCAAUGGCAGCAGCUUUGUCUUCUUCUUCUUCUGCACACCACCAGUUUUACUCACUGGCCAACUCUUCUGCCUCAAGUAUCAACAACAAUGGUAAUAACAAUAACCCUUCAACGUCUUUAUCAAACACACCGCUUGUUUCAACACCAACACAACAAAGGUCAGGUGCACGGGCACACAGAUACCAAAUCUUUUACGACCAAUCUAAUAGAAUAUCCAAUGCAUUAAAAGGUCCACCUUCAAUGGAAAGUAUCUCGAGACAAGAAACACCACCACUCCAAACACAUCAGCAAUUUAGAUACCACAAGAAUAACAAUAGUGGUGCUACUACCGCUACUUCUAAUACUACAGUUGCGUACAACUUGAACCAUUCAUCGAGCUUGCCCUCACUCAAGGGGAAACGAUCGUUUUCAAGUAUGAGAUAUGCCGAGUUUAAACGGAUGUCGUCGCCCAAGAGGGAAUUUAAUCGUAACGUACUGUCGAUGUCGCCAACAAAGUUUAACUUGUCGAAUGCUGGUAAUUCUAGUAAUAACUUUGGAAAUCACCUUGGAUUGCUGCAUGGAAUCCCCAGACUCAACCCAGACGGGUUUCAUAGUCCUAACCAUGCCAAACUUCAAUCACAUUAUAAUUCAGCAGUUGCAGGAGGAGCAGGAGGAACAGUAGGAGGACAAGGAAUGGGAAGCAAUCAGUAUAUGAUGUCACCUACAAAGUUUAAUCCCGAUACUUUUUUCAACCCUAGUAAUAAUAGUACUACCCACACUAUCGAUGAGUUUGAAGGCCAAUCUAAUUUGAACCCACGUACAGUACCACAAUCGUCAACACCAUCGACUUUGGGUACACAAUCUACAAUGGAGACGAGUGCCACUGAAAACAGCGUCAAGGAAAAUCGAUGCAAGGAUGAAGGACAAACCAGCGAGAACUCGAGUCCAAUUAGUAAUUGCUCAGAGACAAGCACCAAGGUGGUGAAUAAUAUUGAUACCGAGUUGGAGACAGAAGAUGAAAUAAUGAAGGAUGCACCAGAAAUCAUCAUCACUAAUGACGUUGAAAGGAAAAUGGACAAUGUCAGGCAAAAUCUUGUUUAUAAUAAAGGCAAUAUGGAGGAUGAGGGAAAUGGAGUUAACAUGUAUGGUGGCGAAGAAGAAGUAGAGCAAGAAGAAGAAGAAGAAGAAGAAGAAAACGAAUUGACUAGAGUUGAUAUAGAUGAUGCUAGUGAAGUGGAGAAUGAGGAUCAAAACCUGCUGGUGAGACUGUUGACAUUGACGAUUCCAAGGAUUAGUAUUCAUAACAAUGAAUUAGCAACAUCAUCGCCUAGUGAAUCGACAUUAUCUGGCCAUGCGUCGCCAAUAGGGAAUCACUCUGAACAUCAGCUGGUGCAAGGACAAAAAGUUGUGGAGUUAGUUCAACCAUCUCCCGUGUCUACGACUUUUUCAAGUAGUUACCAAAUUGAUACAAAGGAUGAAGUGUUUGAACCUAAACAGCCAUUAGAUAAUAAGAAUGAAGAGAGAGUGGCGAGAGCUGAAAGAAAUGAUUGUGAAAUUGUGAAAGAGAAACCCGAGCUGGACUUGAUUGCUCUUAGCAAUGCCAACGUCAAAACCUCAACCAUCCGUCCUUCAAAUGAAAUAUCACCAUUAUCAUCAUCACCAUUACCACCACCACCACCACAACCACCAACGACGACGACAACAACAUUGUCAAACAAUGUCGAUACUAAAAAAGAACUAGAUAGGUUAGAUACACAGGAGGGACUGGAGAGACCGGAAAAAGUAAAGAGACUGGAAAGAUUGGACUUUGCUCAGCCCUUGAAAUCACAGAUUCAUAGAUCGGUUUUUGAAUCAUCUUCAUCUUUAGAUAUUCUUCCACAAACCUCACUUGAGAACAAAGUGCACAUGCCAGUACUUGACUCUGCACCUUCUUCAACAUCACAUAUGCAUGCAUCAGUAUUUGAGACUUCAUCUUCUGACAUAAACUCACAAAUUUCACAUCACAGAAAAUCACCAGAACGGAGCAUUGAGUUUGUUAAGCCAGCGGUAGUGAUGGCAUCUCAUACAAACCAACCAAACACCCGCCUGCAAUCAUCAACAUCAACAACAAUAUCAUUAUCUUCAUCUUCAUCAUCAUCAUUCACGCGAACAUUCCGUAGACAAAAGCAUGGACGAAGCAAGAGUAUGAUUGAAGAUUUGAUCUCGAUCAAAAGCGAAGCUAGUGGUAAUGGCGGAGGAGGAAGAGCUACAACAUCAAGUAAAGCUGCAAGACGGAGUUCUAAGUUUUUUGAUUGGAUCAGAAAGAAAUAG